AUAUAUUACCAUCCAAUCCGCUCAACUUCAUAUGUAAACGAGUUUUGAAUUUGCCGUCUCUCUCAGUGAUCACCAAAUAAAAAGAGGCUUGCGUUCAUUGAGCAAAGAUGUCUCUGAUCCGAUCAUUGUUUGGUAAUCCAUUAUCCACUGACGUAUGGGCACCAUCUGGUUCAAGCAAUGAGAUUUCCACAUUCGCUAAUGCACAAGUUGAUUGGAAAGAGACCCCAGAAGCCCAUGUGUUCAAGGCAGAUCUUCCAGGGCUAAAGAAAGAGGAGGUGAAAGUUGAGAUUGAGGAAGGAAGGGUUCUUCAAAUAAGCGGAGAAAGAAGUCUGGAGAAGGAGGAGAAAAACGAUAAGUGGCACCGGGUGGAGAGGGGUAGAGGCAAGUUUCUGAGGAGAUUCUGGUUACCAGAGAAUGCUAAGGUUGAUGAAGUGAAGGCUUCAAUGGAGAAUGGAGUCCUGACUGUUACUAUUCCGAAGGCGGAGGAGAAGAAGCCUGAGGUCAAGUCUAUUGAGAUCAGCGGAGCUUGAGUUGCAUGAUGAUGUCUUUUUUAUCAAUUUCCUAUGUUUUCUGUGUGAAGCUUUUUUGAACUGCUUGUUGUGUGAAGCUGUGUUGUCUUUCAAUACGAUGAUGUCUUUAAUGUAUUUGUGGUGUUUUUAGCAAUAAAAGCUGCUUUUUAUAUUUUCCUA
This is a messenger RNA of Hevea brasiliensis (rubber tree), 689 nucleotides long. RefSeq names its product class I heat shock protein. The record is from RefSeq and is a predicted model, not a curated record. Lineage: Eukaryota; Viridiplantae; Streptophyta; Magnoliopsida; Malpighiales; Euphorbiaceae. Gene Ontology annotation, biological process: response to salt stress; protein folding; protein complex oligomerization. Bases 108 to 530 code for a protein of 140 amino acids. The transcript has a single exon.